CGCAGGAUGACCCCUAGAUGGACCUGACCUGUUCGCCAAGCUCAAGAGGAGAAGGAGCCCUGCCCACUUCAUGCUGUGCUUCAUCAACAUCACGACCAAGCCAGCCCUCAAGCAAAAGAGUGUUAUGAUUUUCAAUAGUGAACUAAUGCGCCAAAGGAAGCUUGUGAAAACUUUGAGGAAGAAAUCCUUGUGGUCCAGACCUUUGGAGGAUACUGUAGAAAAGCUUGUCGAUGCCAUCAUUUUUCUGCAUAAACAAACCCUGGAUGCAUUCAAUGAAGCUGUUCCUAUAGGUGCCGCCUUCAUGGAGCAAGGUCAGAACAAAAGGCUAGGUUCAUGUGGUCUCACACUACAUUAUGCUAACAUCAUCAAUCAAACUGAAGAUAUAGUCACCAUUAUAAUGCCUUUGCAUCCACAAGUUUCUAGAGGUGCGUUUGCUGAGCUAAAAGGAUCUUCUGCUAGAAUAGGUUUCUACCUAAAGGCAGAUCUUAUAUUUUGCGCUUUUGUCUGUGAUGUAAUACUGGCAUAUGAACGUACAUAUGUAUGCAUGUGUGCAUGUAGACCGGAUGGAUGGUUGUGCUUUUAGCUUGUUCUGUUACUGGACUUGUAUGCCUAUGUGUGCAUAUAUGCAUGCAUGACGGAUCUUUGUGCUUUUGGAUGUCCUGCACUUGUGAACCUAUGUAUGGAUGAUAUAUUACUUAUAUA
This is a messenger RNA of Triticum dicoccoides, 702 nucleotides long. RefSeq names its product protein PSK SIMULATOR 1-like. NCBI's taxonomy places the organism in Eukaryota, Viridiplantae, Streptophyta, Magnoliopsida, Poales, Poaceae. The record is from RefSeq and is a predicted model, not a curated record. The coding region runs from base 71 to 583 and encodes 170 amino acids. The transcript has 5 exons. Gene Ontology annotation, biological process: positive regulation of growth.